Durotheca rogersii is the source of this 2207-nucleotide messenger RNA. Its product is annotated as aldehyde dehydrogenase. The coding region runs from base 189 to 1742 and encodes 517 amino acids. NCBI's taxonomy places the organism in Eukaryota, Fungi, Ascomycota, Sordariomycetes, Xylariales, Xylariaceae. The record is from RefSeq and is a predicted model, not a curated record. The transcript has 3 exons. Gene Ontology annotation, molecular function: aldehyde dehydrogenase (NAD+) activity.
GGUGCUAUCUCGCCGCCGCCCAUGGCAAGAUAAGACUGGCUGACUAGUUCCGUCCUGAGAUCGAGACCGCCACGUUUCCCCUCGUGCACCUUCGCCUCUCCUCCCCCAAACUCCUCAGCCAUCGGCCGUCACAAUUACAACCCCAACCGACAGGAAGCGCCCGGCAGGAAUCUCUCCUGGCACGGAACAUGGCGCCGAAUUGCCUCAUGUGGGUUGCUGGUAGAGACCAGCCAGGCGAGGCAAUGCUCAUGCCGGUGGAGGACCCCGCGACGGGGGAGGUCUUUGCCCACUGUCAUGCUGCCUCCACCUCCGACGUGGAGCGCACCGUCGCCCUGGCCCACGCCGCCUUCAGCUCGGGCACCUGGGCCAGAUCGUCCCGUCACCACCGCGCCGAUGUUUUGGAGAAGUGUGCAGGCCUCCUUGCCGAGGCCCUGCCCGCGCUUAUCGCGGUUGAGGUGCGGCAGACGGGCCGCGCGAUUCGCGAAAUGAACGCCCAGGUGCCUUCGUUAGUGCGUUGGUUCAAGUAUUACGCCUCACUUCUGCGCGUCGAGGAACGGCCCGUGCUUCCGACGAGCGGGAAGCUGCAUAACUUUACCGAGCGUCUUCCCCUCGGCGUGGUGGUCCAGAUCACGCCCUUCAACCAUCCGCUCCUCAUCGCCGUCAAGAAACUCGCGCCUGCACUGGCCGCCGGAAACAGUGUUAUUGUUAAGCCUAGCGAGUUGACGCCGUUGUCGACAUUGCUAUUGGGUCCCAUCCUCAAGGAGGCAGGCAUUCCCGAUGGCGUAUUUAACGUGUUGCCUGGGCACGGCGUGGUUGUGGGCGAAGCGCUUGCGAAGCAUCCGCUGGUGAGGAAAGUAGACAUCACCGGAGGGAGUGCUGCUGGUAGGGCCGUGGGGAGGAUCGUCGGAGGAAACCUCGCGAGGUACACGGCCGAACUCGGGGGCAAAGCGCCUUUGAUCGUGUUUGACAAGGCGGACCUACAGCUCGCCGUCAACGGGAUCGUGUUUGGGAGUUUUAUUGCCAGCGGGCAGACCUGCAUCGCGAGUACGAGAAUUCUUGUCGAUAAUACCAUCUUGCCGCAGCUGUUGGACAAGCUAGUAUCCAAGACAGAGUCGAUUACGCGUCGCAUGGGUUCCCCCGGGAAUUCGGGAUCGAUGAUGGGGCCGUUGAUCUCAGCGAAGCAACUGGACGGCGUUGAGGCAUUAGUUGCCGAAGCGAUAGAGGGUGGGAAAGCCAAGGCGGUCACCGGAGGGCGCAGGAUGCUCGGUACCAGCGCCCUGGACGGGACGGAUUUCUCCCAGGGAUACUUCUAUCCGCCUACCGUCCUUGUUUCGGGGAAGGGGAGCAGCAUUCUCAACACGCGUAUCUGGCGCGAGGAGGCGUUCGGGCCAGUCAUCGUGGUCGUGGGUUUCGACACCGAAGAGCAGGCUGUCGGUCUGGCCAACGACAGCGAGUACGGCCUCGGGGCGGGGAUAUGGACUCAAGACUUGGCACAGGCUUUCCGUGUCUCGGAGCAGAUUCAUUCCGGCAUCAUCUGGGUGAAUACCCAUCAUCGUAACGAUCCUAGUAGCCCGUGGGGGGGCUCGAAGCCGUCGAGCGGUGUCGGGAGUGAAAAUGGCAUGGAUGCCUACCAUGCAUAUACGACGAUAAAGAGCACGAUCAUCAACUACGCAUCUACCGAGGAAUCUCUUGCCGCCGACGAUUGGUUCCGCGAAGGGGGAACCGCAGUGCGAUAUGGCUAAAGGUCAUACACAGGACGAUAGCACAGUCCCAAAUGCCAAACGCAGAAUUGUGCUACUGUUCUCUGAGCCUCUCUCCCUCUGCGUAAAUCAUUUCAAACGGUUCCUAGGUAUAGGUAGGCAUGCACAUUGGUAUCCUAGCUGACUAGGCGCUUUUUCGCACACCUAGCUUCGUGCCUAGGCCUCGAGAAAGAGACAACUAGGUGUGAUAUCUGAAUAGGCAAUACAGCUGAGCGUUGCUUUUCUGCAAGUUAGAGCACGUGCCUAGGCGCCCUGAGAUGAAGCGACUUGAAGGGACCGGCGAUUCUGGACAUCAGUUUGGACGGCCGUUUGGUAUAAAUAAUAUUCUCUUUGUAUAGGGGCAUGUGGCGGCGCGGCUAACUCAAGGGGUACCUGCGACCGCGUCGGUUUAAUGGAAGCUGUUAGAAACUUUUAUUUAAAUGAAUUAAACUCCCUACUUUAUAUUAA